UUUUCCAUAAUCCGCCUGUCUAAAAAUCGACUUUACUUCUGUUCAAAGUCUUCUUAGCUCACCCAUCAGAGUUAAUUAUUGUUGUUUCUAAUCAGUGUCGGCAGACAACAGAUGCUGCUUUCACCUAAAAUACAACAGUGGACGUUAAUUCAACUUUCCUUGCACCGACCGACCCACCGAGGAGCUGAAGAUGAACCCGAGCGGAGCAGCCCGCAGCGGGAAGACUUUCCUGUUCACGUCCGAGUCUGUGGGAGAAGGACACUCCGAUAAGAUGUGUGAUCAGAUCAGCGAUGCAGUGCUUGAUGCAUACCUGAGUCAAGACCCCGACUCUAAAGUGGCCUGUGAAUGUGUGGCGAAGACGGGCAUGAUCUUACUGGUUGGAGAAGUGACAUCUAAGGCCAUCGUGGAUCUCCAGGCAGUGGUCCGAAAUACCGUUAAGAAGAUUGGCUAUGAUGACUCUUCAAAGGGUUUUGACUAUAAGACCUGCAAUGUGCUGGUAGCGCUGGAGCCGCAGUGUGAGGAGAUAUCAGACUGUGUGUUUGAAGGCAGGGAUCAGGAGGACAUCGGCGCCGGGGACCAGGGUUUGAUGUUUGGCUACGCCACAGAUGAGACCGAGGAGUGCAUGCCCCUAACCAUCCUUCUGGCUCACAAACUCAACUUCCAGAUGAGGGAGCUGUCACGCAACGGGGAUUGUCCUUGGAUACUACCAGACUCCAAAACACAAGUCACAGUGGAGUACAGCGACAACAUGGGAGCCAUGGAGCCUCUGCGUGUUCACACUGUGGUCAUCUCAGUGCAACACAGCCCGGACAUCACCCUGGAGGAGAUCAGACGCAAUCUGAUGGAGAAGGUGGUGAAGGUCGUCAUUCCCACCAGGUACUUGGAUGACAGAACCAUCUACCACCUACUGCCAAGUGGGAAAUUCCUUAUGGGUGGACCACAGAGUGAUGCAGGACUCACAGGGCGUAAAAUCAUCGUGGACACAUAUGGAGGAUGGGGGGGGCACGGAGGAGGGGCUUUCUCCGGAAAGGACUACUCCAAAGUGGAUCGGUCCGGAGCUUAUGCGGCACGCUGGGUGGCCAAGUCUUUGGUCAAAGCCGGACUGUGCAGGAGAGCCCUCGUUCAGAUCUCGUAUGCGAUCAGUGUGAGCCACCCGCUCUCCAUCUCAGUGUUUCACUACGGCUCAUCGAACAGGGACGAAGACGAGCUGCUGCAAAUCGUACAAAAGAACUUUGACUUGCGGCCUGGGAUCAUUGUGAAAGAGCUCGGUUUGAAGCGGCCGAUUUACCAGAACACGGCCUGCUACGGUCACUUCGGCAGAGAGAUGUUCCCCUGGGAAAAACCAAAGUCUCUGGUGUUUUGAGUUUUGGGCGUCGGCUCACAUUUCAGUUAUGUCUUAAUAAUCAAUCGUCAAACAAUCACAGAAUAUCUUGAUGUGUAACUGAAGACAUACAUGUCUCUUAAACUGUAAAAGUGAAGCCCUUGAUGAAGAUGAAUUUAGAUUUCGUGAUUGAGGAACUUUUUUGUAUGAGAAACUAGUUAUUGUUAAAAUAAAAAGUAUUAUACAAUAAAUGUGAUUUUUCUUUGUUUUAGUAUUGUGGAAGAAUUGUCAGGUACUGUCAAAUGUAUAAAAAUCAUGUAUUUUGGUAAUUUGUAAUAAAUAAUUUUUGGUGAAUAAAACGCUGC
Cottoperca gobio is the source of this 1686-nucleotide messenger RNA. It is a transcript of the gene mat2al, whose product is annotated as methionine adenosyltransferase II, alpha-like. Gene Ontology annotation, biological process: S-adenosylmethionine biosynthetic process. The transcript has 9 exons. Bases 191 to 1363 code for a protein of 390 amino acids. NCBI's taxonomy places the organism in Eukaryota, Metazoa, Chordata, Actinopteri, Perciformes, Bovichtidae. Gene Ontology annotation, molecular function: methionine adenosyltransferase activity; ATP binding. The record is from RefSeq and is a predicted model, not a curated record.